AUGAACGGAGAGCAGAGGAGAAAGCGUUCUCCAGCGGCAAACUCUGCCAGAAUUUCACUGUGGGACGAGGAAUUACGAAACAACGCAUGGGAAAAUCUGGCAAUAUCUCAGUUACUCCCAUGGCGUACUAUAUCACGUGAGCAAACUGGUCAUCCUGAAGGAAGACAACCAGAACAUCACAUAGUGUUGCGCUCCGCGAACAAUUUCAAGAACUGUUAUUUUUCACCAAUUCAGUGUGUACUUGUUGAAGAGCAAUAA
Molecule: messenger RNA, 258 nt
Organism: Loa loa (African eye worm)
Lineage: Eukaryota; Metazoa; Nematoda; Chromadorea; Rhabditida; Onchocercidae
Exons: 3
Coding region: 1-258 (85 amino acids)
Source: RefSeq, a predicted model, not a curated record